CUCAUCUAGUGUCGUCACAUCCGGUGCGCGCUGUUUCAGCUCCCUGCUGCUCUAAGGCUCUUUCCGGUUGUCGUGCUGCCGUUCUUUCCGUUCACCGGAGAUGGCUCGAAAUGCAGAGAAGGCCAUGACGGCCUUGGCGAGGUUUCGCCAGGCUCAGCUGGAGGAGGGGAAAGUCAAGGAAAGGAGGCCGUUCCUCGCGUCCGAGUGCAGCGAGCUGCCCAAGGCUGAGAAAUGGAGACGACAGAUCAUCGGAGAGAUAUCAAAGAAAGUGGCUCAGAUUCAGAACGCUGGUCUUGGUGAAUUCCGAAUAAGGGAUUUAAACGAUGAAAUCAAUAAACUGAUCAGAGAGAAGGGUCAUUGGGAAGUCCGCAUCAAAGAGCUCGGUGGUCCGGAUUAUGCGCGCAUUGGCCCCAAGAUGCUGGAUCAUGAAGGGAAGGAGGUGCCAGGGAACCGGGGUUAUAAGUACUUUGGAGCAGCUAAAGAUUUGCCUGGUGUCCGAGAGCUGUUUGAGAAAGAACCUGCUCCUCCUCCCCGCAAGACACGAGGUGAACUGAUGAAAGAGAUCGAUGCCGAGUAUUACGGCUAUCGAGACGAGGAUGACGGAGUCUUAGUGCCUUUGGAGCAAGAAGAAGAAAAGCGAGCCAUCGCAGCAGCUGUGGACAAAUGGAAGAUGGAGAAGGAAGCUCGUCUGGCAACUGGAGACAAGAAUGAAGAGGAGGAGGACGUGAACAUCUAUGCAGUGAAGGCUGAUGAGUCUGGAGAGGACAGUGACAUUGAGAUGGCCGGAGAAGAGGGGCAGCAGAGGUUCAUCGCCCACGUCCCGGUCCCGUCUCAGAAAGAGAUCGAGGAAGCUCUGAUACGGAGAAAGAAGAUGGAGCUUUUGCAGAAAUACGCCAGCGAGGCACUAAUGGCGCAGAGCGAGGACGCCAAGCGGCUUUUAGGAAUAUAAGUUUAAAAAUGCACGGACUCUGUAAAUUUGUCGGAUUUUGUUAUAUUUUGUACAGAAGAAUUUCUUGGGGAAAUACACGCCUGUUUUCGUA
Molecule: messenger RNA, 1040 nt
Organism: Spea bombifrons (plains spadefoot toad)
Lineage: Eukaryota; Metazoa; Chordata; Amphibia; Anura; Pelobatidae
Gene: ISY1
Product: ISY1 splicing factor homolog
Exons: 11
Coding region: 101-949 (282 amino acids)
Biological process (GO): mRNA 3'-splice site recognition; generation of catalytic spliceosome for second transesterification step
Cellular component (GO): post-mRNA release spliceosomal complex; post-spliceosomal complex; Prp19 complex
Source: RefSeq, a predicted model, not a curated record